AUGGCGUCGAACCCCUACCACGGCAUCAAGGCCCGCCGCAACCCCUUUGACGACGGCGGCCCUCCCUCGUGCGCUGAUGGCCUCCGCUCCGUCCAGCGCAUAGCCUCCGGGGCCGCGACCUCCCUCUUCGCCUACUCCCGCGGCCCCGGCGCCAAGAUGGCCGUCAACUUUGUUUCGAGAGUCGCGUGGCAUCUUCGAAGGAACCUGACGAGGCGGCGACUGCUGAGCUUCCCACACUUUGUCCUGCUGCUAUGGGUGUUCGUGCUGCUACGGGGCGAGAGGUGGAUCUUUCAUUGGAAGGUAGAGCAGUGCAAAUGGAACAAGUGGGAAAACUGGCCCAAGGAUGCGAAACCUCAUCAUCUCAUUUUUGUCGCCGAUCCCCAACUCACUGACCCCAAGUCCUAUCCUGGCCGCCCCUGGCCCCUCACCGACUUGACCAUUAUGGUGACCGACAACUACGUCCGCCGAUCCUAUAACGAGCUCCAGGGCCAGCUGCGGCCUGACUCCCUCUUCUUCCUCGGCGACCUCUUUGACGGCGGCCGCGAGUGGAAGACGGCCAGCGGCGACUUUAGCGACGCCAAAUGGGCCCGACCGUACCCGAAAAAUGAGAGGGAGCAUGCCAAGCCUUAUCAUGACGGCGGCGUCUCCCACCUCUCCCACGGUGGCGCGGGCACCGGCCCUAAGCCCGGCAGGAAGUUGGUGGCCGGCUUGCCCGGAAACCACGACCUGGGCUUCGGCUCCAUGAUCAAGGUACCUGUGCGCGACCGCUUCAGCGCCUUUUUCGGCGAGUCCAACCGCGUUGACAUCGUGGGCAAUCAUACCAUUGUCUCUGUGGACACCGUUUCCCUGAGCGCCGGCACCUCGCAGCAGGCUGCCACCGAGAACCUGGAGCACAUCUACGGCCCCGCCACGCAGUUCCUCAAGGAUGUCAAGGGCCUCAAGGAGAAGGCCGUGCGGAACGAGCUGCGCUUCCUGCGCGGCGAUAAAGUAGAGGCCCAGAUGAAGCACGCCGUCGUCGACGCCGACAAGCUGACCCUCGAAGACUUGGUGGACGGCGACGACGAUGCUAACCGGCCCCAGGUCGCCGACUUCCCCACCGUUCUGCUCACCCACAGAGCACUGGCCCCCGAGCAAGCCCCGCCGACCGACGCCGUCGGCCGCGUGGUCGACCACCGCAACGCCAUCUCGGUGACGGCGGGGUACCAGUACCAGAACGUGCUCACCGAGGAGGACUCGGUCCAGCUCAUCGAGAGCGUGGGCAACGUGCAGCGCGUCUUCUCGGGCGACGACCACGACUACUGCGAGCUCACGCACUCGGCGGCCAAGAAUGGGGCGGUUGAGAUCACGGUCAAGAGCAUUAGCAUGGCCAUGGGCGUACCCACCCCGGGCUUCGUCAUGCCCACCAUGCAAACCCACCUGUGCCUCCUCCCCAACCAGUUCCGCACCUACGUCGGCUACGUAUUCUGCUGCCUCGUCUCCCUCUCCCUCAUCGGCAUCCGCGCCUUCUUCGUCUCCUUCCUCGAGCUCCCUGCUUUCGCCCACUCCCUGAAUCCCGCCGCCCCCGGCGCCGGCGGACCCGGAUUCGCCUCCCACUCGUCUUCCGGGACAGCCUCCUACCUGCCCCUUUACAAGACCAAGGAGAAGAGCGACGAUGACGACCCCCACCACCACUCCAACCACCGCAACGGCAACGCCUACCCUAGUCGCGUCUCCUCUCUCACCGCCUCCCCCCAACCCUUCCGCCGCGUCUUCGACCCGCUGGGGCUGGGGCGGCACCGGGGGCCCAAGCAGCUCCGCAUCCGCAUCGACGACGAUUUUUACGACGGAGGCAAGUCCCGCAGCCUCUGGCGCGCCGCGUCGGGUCGUCGGCGGACCAUUGAGCCCAAGGUCGUGCUCGUCGAGUUUGCGGCCAUGGCGUGGAGGGUGGGAUGGGUGGCUGUCCUCUUGUGGGUGGUGCUCAACCGGAGGGGUUGA
Messenger RNA from Parascedosporium putredinis, 1974 nucleotides. NCBI's taxonomy places the organism in Eukaryota, Fungi, Ascomycota, Sordariomycetes, Microascales, Microascaceae. The record is from the annotation of a GenBank genome assembly.